This is a messenger RNA of Mustela lutreola (European mink), 3351 nucleotides long. RefSeq names its product ERCC excision repair 2, TFIIH core complex helicase subunit (gene ERCC2). The transcript has 24 exons. Gene Ontology annotation, biological process: transcription by RNA polymerase II; positive regulation of mitotic recombination; nucleotide-excision repair. Gene Ontology annotation, cellular component: nucleus. The record is from RefSeq and is a predicted model, not a curated record. Bases 200 to 2410 code for a protein of 736 amino acids. Gene Ontology annotation, molecular function: hydrolase activity, acting on acid anhydrides, in phosphorus-containing anhydrides; ATP binding; DNA helicase activity. NCBI's taxonomy places the organism in Eukaryota, Metazoa, Chordata, Mammalia, Carnivora, Mustelidae.
GGCUGCCGGAGGAGUGGGGCGAGGAGAGCGGCGGGGACCUGCGGGGCGGUAACAGGGAUGGUCAGCGAGGAGAUGCCGAAGGGACCCGAGGCUCCCGGGGAACUGGGGGACCCUCGCGGGAAACCGGCGCCGGCUCAACGUGGACGGGCUGCUGGUCUACUUCCCUUACGACUACAUCUACCCGGAGCAGUUCUCCUACAUGCUGGAGCUCAAGCGCACACUGGACGCCAAGGGUCAUGGCGUCCUGGAGAUGCCCUCAGGCACUGGGAAGACAGUGUCCCUGUUGGCCCUGAUCACGGCAUACCAGAGGGCGUAUCCACUGGAGGUGACUAAGCUCAUCUACUGCUCGAGGACGGUGCCUGAAAUUGAGAAGGUGAUUGAAGAGCUGCGAAAGUUGCUCAACUUCUAUGAGAAGCAGGAGGGUGAGAAGCUGCCGUUUUUGGGGCUGGCUCUGAGCUCCCGGAAGAACCUGUGUAUUCAUCCUGAGGUGAUGCCCCUGCGCUUUGGGAAAGACGUCGACGGGAAAUGUCACAGCCUCACAGCCUCAUAUGUGCGGGCGCAGUACCAGCAGGACCCCAGCCUGCCCCACUGCCGCUUCUACGAGGAGUUUGAUGUCCAUGGGCGCCAGGUGCCUCUCCCUGCUGGGAUCUACAACCUGGAUGACCUGAAGGCCUUGGGGCGGCGCCAGGGCUGGUGCCCCUACUUCCUUGCCCGGUAUUCGAUCCUGCACGCCAACGUGGUGGUUUACAGCUACCAUUACCUCUUGGACCCCAAGAUUGCAGAGCUGGUGUCCAAGGAGCUGGCCCGCAAGGCCGUUGUGGUCUUCGACGAGGCCCACAACAUUGACAACGUCUGCAUCGACUCCAUGAGCGUCAACCUCACCCGUCGGACCCUGGACCGCUGCCAGGGCAACCUGGAGACCCUGCAGAAGACGGUGCUCAGGAUCAAGGAGACGGAUGAGCAGCGGCUGCGGGAGGAGUACCGCCGCCUGGUGGAGGGACUGCGGGAGGCCAGUGCGGCGCGGGAGACCGACGCCCACCUGGCCAACCCCGUGCUUCCAGAUGAGGUGCUACAGGAGGCCGUACCAGGCUCCAUCCGCACUGCAGAGCACUUCCUGGGCUUCCUGCGGCGGCUGCUGGAGUAUGUCAAGUGGCGGCUGCGGGUCCAGCACGUGGUGCAGGAGAGCCCCCCGGCCUUCCUCAGUGGCCUGGCCCAGCGCGUGUGCAUCCAGCGCAAGCCCCUCAGAUUCUGUGCCGAACGUCUCCGCUCCCUCCUGCACACCCUGGAGAUCGCUGACCUUGCCGACUUCUCUCCCCUCACCCUUCUGGCUAACUUCGCCACCCUCGUCAGCACUUAUGCCAAAGGUUUCACCAUCAUCAUUGAGCCCUUUGAUGACAGGACUCCCACCAUUGCCAACCCCAUCCUGCACUUCAGCUGCAUGGAUGCCUCACUGGCCAUCAAACCCGUGUUCGAGCGCUUCCAGUCAGUGAUCAUCACAUCGGGGACGCUGUCCCCCCUGGACAUCUACCCCAAGAUUCUGGACUUCCACCCUGUCACCAUGGCAACCUUCACCAUGACGCUGGCCCGGGUCUGCCUCUGCCCCAUGAUCAUCGGUCGUGGCAAUGACCAGGUGGCCAUCAGCUCCAAAUUUGAGACCCGGGAGGAUAUUGCGGUGAUCCGGAACUAUGGGAACCUCCUGCUGGAGAUGUCCGCCGUGGUCCCCGAUGGCAUCGUGGCCUUCUUCACUAGCUACCAGUACAUGGAGAGCACCGUGGCCUCCUGGUAUGAACAGGGCAUUCUUGAAAACAUCCAGAGGAAUAAGCUGCUCUUCAUUGAGACGCAGGAUGGGGCUGAGACCAGUGUCGCCCUGGAGAAGUACCAGGAGGCCUGUGAGAAUGGCCGUGGAGCCAUCCUGCUGUCAGUGGCCCGGGGAAAAGUGUCUGAGGGAAUCGACUUCGUGCACCACUACGGGCGCGCGGUCAUCAUGUUCGGUGUCCCCUACGUCUACACCCAGAGCCGCAUUCUCAAGGCACGGCUGGAGUACCUGCGGGACCAGUUCCAGAUCCGCGAGAACGACUUUCUCACCUUCGACGCCAUGCGCCACGCGGCCCAGUGCGUGGGUCGGGCCAUCCGUGGCAAGACAGAUUAUGGCCUCAUGGUCUUUGCCGACAAGCGGUUUGCCCGGGCUGACAAGCGCGGGAAGCUGCCCCGCUGGAUCCAGGAGCACCUCACGGACGCCAACCUCAACCUGACCGUGGAUGAGGGCGUCCAAGUAGCCAAGUACUUCCUGAGGCAGAUGGCUCAGCCAUUCCACCGGGAAGACCAGCUGGGCCUGUCCCUGCUGAGUCUGGAGCAGCUGGAAUCAGAGGAGACGCUGCGGAGGAUAGAGCAGAUCGCGCAGCAGCUGUAGCUCAAGGUGCUCCCCUCACCUGGGUCCCAGCAGCCUUUGGACCGUCCACAUUCAGCACGUUGAGCGACAAGGCUCUCUUCAUCCUAUAAGAAGAGGGUGGAAGGGUGAGGCCCACAGCAUCUGCCUCCUGCUCUAGACAAGGCUUGCCUGGCACCGGAUGUGACUGACAGAGGUGAUGGGAACCAUGGAGAGUUCUGGAACAGGACAGAGCAGUGUGGGUUACAGAAGCUGCAGCUGUUGGGGCUUUUCGCUGCCCCGAUCGAACACUCACCCGGCUGCCCCUGCCAUCCCCUCGCCUCGGAGACGGGAGACCAGCUUCUCGCUUCCACGCCUUAGAGACUCACGGAUCUUGGAGAAGGAGCUGCUCCGACGAAGGGUCUGGAGAGGGCGCCAGGACCCCAGUCAGCCCCACUUCUCCUCCAGUCCCCGCCCCAGGAGCGGAAGCCAAGCCCAUCUUCCCUCCUCACCUGUUCGGUGUCACCAGUUGUGCCUGCAUUGGGAGCUCCUAGGAACAGAGGGGGGCAGUGCAGUGAGGACAUGGAGCAGUCGCCGGGUGGGGGAGGGCGGGGGCAGGGUAGGGGGCUCACCCAGAGGGGCAGGCAGGUCCUCGCGGCUCAGGAUCUCUCGGUACAGCUCUUCUGCUUGCUGGUACUUGUUCUGUUUCAGGUAGGCCGAGGCCUGCAGGGAGGAUGGGUGAUCGAGGCUCAGAUCUGGAGCUCCCCUGGGCACAUCCUCCCCUCCCCCACAACUUCGUGACCUGGGGCAGGUGACUAAUUCCUGCUCCACUAUGGACUAGUGACAUAACCUUUGUGCCUCAGUUUAUUUGCAGAAUGGGACAACAGGAGCACUUAGCUCCUGGGGUCCUUUAAGAAAUGGAUGGUGCUUUCCCUCAAGGACUGAGAUGGGGGUCUAGUGCUCAAUAAACCUCUGGCACUGUCCUC